Messenger RNA from Seminavis robusta, 1681 nucleotides. The record is from the annotation of a GenBank genome assembly. NCBI's taxonomy places the organism in Eukaryota, Bacillariophyta, Bacillariophyceae, Naviculales, Naviculaceae.
GUUCCGGUCAUCUGUCUGUUUUUUGGAAGAAAAAGCUGUCAACCCUCACAAUUUUGGCCCUUGCAAACUUCCAACAGCAAUAGCAAUAAGGCCACCAUAGAAUCAAGCCUAAGAAAACAAGUCAGUCUCAUUCAAUUUCAUUCAAAUCUCAGUGAAGUCAGAAAGUCAAGUCAGACCAUGGGUGUCUGUUGCAGCGCUCCAGCAGCGGAACUUCCAGCUGCCACUGAAGAAGAUAUCAAGCGCCUUCGAGAAAAAGGACACUUGCCAUGUCUGGCAGGACCAUCAGUUGAUUUUGAUGGAGAUAACCAGUGCCAGACUGUCUAUGUGGCGGAGUAUGAGAAUGGAACUGAAAUCACGUUUUUGUUCUUGGAUGAAGACAGGCCCAACAUGUGUGAAGAUUGCAUUUACGACACAAUCCGACGCCCCCUCUUUGGUCGCUAUUCUGAUAUCGAGAGCUUCCUCAUUAUUGACGGUGCUGCAGAAUUUCCAGGCACGUACUCUGGUGAACAGAAAUGGAAUGAAAAAGUCCCGGAACACGGUCACGCCACUGUGGAUCUCUCCAAAUUUGAAAAGAGAGAUGACACGGACCCUAUUGUGUGGGUGAAUACCUGGAACCAUCUCAUUGGAGACAAAAACAACAAUUCAGAAAUGGAAAUCACCUAUCAGAGACCCAUGAAGGCUGGAUCUGUCGAAACCAAGGAAAGCAGAGAUUUCGUAGUUCGCAUUGGCAGCCGUGCAGAAGUUGAUGCUCGCUUCACAGGAAUCAUGACCACUCUUAGUACUGUUGUCACGGAAGAAAGAUCCAUCCGACUGGGAAAGAGACUCAAUGGCCCCAAGGAAGAAGGCGAAACCAAGACCGAAACCAAGGCUGAAUAGACAGAUAUCCGUGAACACACACAACAAUCUGCAAACUGUAAUCCAAUGGGCUUCCCAGAUAUUGUACAUCUAGCUGCCUUCUCUUUCUCGCGCAUGACAUCACUUCAUUGUGACUUGUUGUGUUCUUUUAAUUCAUGUACCUUACUAGAACUAAACUUUUGGGCUGUGUCCAAAAUAGUUAACCGAGUGCUACGUGAAUGCAAGUGUUUGCUUCAUCUACUUGUUUAAUUACCUUUGCGGGCUCUAGCUACUAGGACGUUGGAAGGCAACGAGCCAAGGGCAGAACCCAAAAUGUAGUUUGUUGGGCAGAAAGGAAGACGGGACUUUGAGAAGCAUUGGACGCUGCAACCUUCGAACGGCCCACCGUUCCUUUUCUGGACUCCGGUUCAUCAGGAACUCUGAGUUUUAGGCAGGUUGGACAUCACUGUCGCGUUUGUGGGUCGCGUGAUACCGAUACGGUUAGGAUCAGCACUUGCGUCAUGAGCUUUACCGGUAUCCCUUUUGAUCAUUUUCUUCGACCAGACCUUGCCACUGUCCCGAAGCAAGUCCCGAAAGCCACGACCUGUUGCUUUGCCAUUCUUACUACCAUAGUACCCAAACAGUAACACCUGCAAUGUGUUCGGGCACACGGCCAACCCUGGUUCACUUGUAAACGUAUACAAGAGCUGGUUUCGGCGAUUCGUUCCAAACGACGGCUUUAGUUUCAGCAUUGUUUCCACCACGGCUGCUGCGCACGUCUUGUCCUCCGAUUUCGUCUUCAAAUUGUGCAAGGUUGUCUUGAGUUUGAAGAGUUCCCCAAUGACGC